This is a messenger RNA of Naegleria gruberi, 2439 nucleotides long. RefSeq names its product myb domain-containing protein. Lineage: Eukaryota; Heterolobosea; Eutetramitea; Acrasida; Naegleriidae. The transcript is spliced from 2 exons. The record is from RefSeq and is a predicted model, not a curated record. The coding region runs from base 1 to 2439 and encodes 812 amino acids.
AUGUCCGAAGGAAGAAGUAGAAUACACGAGCAUGAUGAAGAAUUAACUGAUGAAGAGACAAGAGAUGUAGAAUUAGGAGGUAAUUCUGCUAACGAUAAUCAUCAUCAUCAUAAUAGAUUACAUUAUUAUGAACGUGAUGAAGUGAGUAGAGUGAAUCAUGAGAGAGGAAAACAAUUUAAAACUCUUGCUGGACGUCUUGCUUGGGUUGUUAUUUGUUUUACUAUUUUCGUAUUGCUUUUAUUGAUUAUAUUAUAUUCGAUUCGAUCUGCUUAUUUAUUUUCCUAUGAUGAAUCCUAUACGAGUAGUAUUGAAAAGACUCCAUCAUUGAAUGUUCAAGUUUAUACAACAGGAAGAAGAGAUCGAGUUUUAUUUAAUUAUUUGACAAAAGUUGAUGAUUCGAGGAAGAAACCAACGAAGGGAAAUAUGUAUCUGGAAAUGGAUGAUAAUGGAAAUACCAAACCAACACUCUUGUUUGUUAAUCCAUUCCCAGAGAGUUGUGAAGGAGCUUUUUUACCAGCCAUUACUGAAUUGAAAGCUGAUUUUACCAUUCAUUGUAUUAAUUUGAGAGGAUUCGGAACAACUGAAUCUACCAAUGCAAAUGAUGACAAUUAUUUAACACUUGCAGCUAUGGCUAAUGAAUUGGCAGUUAUUGUUGAAACUAAGAAACCACAAGAUGAAUUAAUAUUGAUUGGACAAGAAUUUUCAGGAACAAUUAUUUAUCUUCUUCUUCAUCAAAAAGGUAAAACUUGGGUUGAUAAUUAUUUGAAAGCUGUCAUUUUGCUUAACAGUCCUCAUCCAAAGAUUUAUUCUAGUCUAUUGAUUGCCAACGAAAGACAAAAGUUCUUCACCCAAAAGGUUGAAAGGAUUUUACAAUCACACACAAAAAAAAUGUCUCCUCACACGAAUGUGUUACAUAAUCAGCAACAAGAAGAACACCAGGUGGAUAGCGAUUCGGAAGGAGACGCAAUUAUGAGUGAGUCGUCAAAAGAUAAUCAACAUCAGCUUGAAAAGAAUAAUUUAAUAAAUGAUCAUAGCCUUGAUGAUGUAACAAAUAGUAUUAACAAUAAUUUAAUAAUUAUUCCUGAUGAUAGUAAUAAUAACAAUAAUUUAAUUUCGGAAGGAAAUAAUACAUCAACUAAUAAUAAUACUAAUAACAAUGAAAUUGAAAUGUAUGAUGAUUGGUACAAGGAGGAACAUAUUCAAUUCCUUCAAGCCUUUAAAAGAUAUGGAACUGAUUGGGAGAAGGUUAUGCAAUGUCUUCCAUCGAGAAAUGAUUUGGAACAAGUGAAAUCACAUGGUAUUAGAUAUUUGCAGAAUGGUAAAUUGGGACCUGCCUAUUAUGAGUAUGUGGAAAGGCAAGAACAAAUUCGAGAAAGUGCAAUGAAUGAUUCAAUAUCAGAUGAGGAAGAAUCAGAUGAGGAGGAUGCUAUUGUGAGACAUAGUCCAUACUUGACUACUCCAGAAAGUUUGGCAAGUGCAUUCUUGACCAAUAGGGAGAGUGUUAGAGAGUGGAAUUUGGAAACGAGACGAUUUGAAACUAAUGUGGAAAAGGUCAAGAAUAAGGAACCUGUUGAUUGUUCUGCUGCCUCAUCAAGUAGUCUUCAUACUGAUAAGCUUUCUCUCAUUCAAUCAAAUUAUGGAGAAUUAUUGGACACAUUGGAUGUUGAAAAGCAAACUCAAAUGAUGGAUGAGGAGGUUAAAUUAAUGAGACAGGAUUAUAGAAUGAAGAAAUUAACGCCAUUCGAAAGAAUUGUAGUGCAAGAAUCUAGGGAGAAAAUUGAACAAUUAAUUGGAAAGCAAGUUCAAGAUGAACCACCAAUUAUUGAACCAAUUUCAAUAAUUGAAUCCAAUCCUCAAUCAUUGAAUGAUGAGGAUACACAAACAAAUGGAGCAUUACCAUCUGCAUCUAAUAAUUCAACACCAUCCACCACUACUGCCAAUAAUAAUCCAACAAUAGUAACACCACCAAUCAAUCCAGAACUACUUACCAAUCAACCAAACUUUAGAAAUAUUUACACAUUUUUGGGAGCUCUAUUUGAACCAACCAGAUAUGAUACAGAAGAGCUAGGUGCCAUGUUAUCACCACAGGAGAAGGAAAUUCUUCAAAUUCUGCUUCAUAAUCUUUCAAUUACACUUUCCACCCAACAAUUCCAAGAGGAAUACUCUACCUAUGUACAACAAAUAUCCUCUAGCCAAACAUUAAGGCAGCAGCAACAACAACAAGCCUCUUCAAAUUUGGCUGUCAAUCCAGCGAACAAUGCUUCCUCAUCUACAAGUAAUGACACCACUACAACAAAUAAUGAAACCACUGCAGUAAAUGCUUCAACAAGCAUUGUAAAUCCAUUUGCAGGUCAAUCCCAAAUGUCAAUGUUACAAUUACUUUCUAGUGAAGAUCCACAACAACACCCACCACCUUUUAAUAAUAUUAAUUUCUUUUAA